This is a messenger RNA of Suillus plorans, 1308 nucleotides long. RefSeq lists its product as uncharacterized. The record is from RefSeq and is a predicted model, not a curated record. NCBI's taxonomy places the organism in Eukaryota, Fungi, Basidiomycota, Agaricomycetes, Boletales, Suillaceae. Bases 1 to 1308 code for a protein of 435 amino acids. The transcript has a single exon.
AUGAACGCACCGCUAGAAAUACGCUCGCCUAUCGCCAUCGGAUCGCAAGUCAGGGAUGACUCUAAAAAUCUAUUGCACAAUGAUGCGCCCAUUGUAGAAGAUAUUACGCCAUCGCUCGAAACAUGCUCGCCUAUCGCUAUCGCAUCGCUUAAGGAAGAAAUCUCGCCAAUCGCACCAUCACCAUCACAGCUAUCGCCGCCUGCAUCAUCAGAGGUCAGGGAUGACCCUAAAAAUCUAUUGCGCCUUAGCACGCCUAUAGAGGAGCCUUCUACCACAUCAGAGGCUCAAGUUACACCUCACACUGACCAGAGUUUGCCUCUGGUAAUUCCAAUUGUCACUAACGAUCACGCGCAUGUUGCACUUUUUGCUUCUAGUGACUAUCGCUUGCCAGCAAAGCAUCCAUGCAUCACGCCGCCUAACCACCAAGUAGAGCUUGUCUCAGGCGACCCUGGGGUGACUCAGGCGCACCAUAUUGCGCCUGAGGACGCGCAAUGCGCGCGCCUAGAGGCAUUGUAUAUUUAUCCUCAUCUCAUUUCGCGCUUUUUGUCUUUUUCAUGUUUGAAGCUCUUAAGGAGCUAUAUGACGCUUCCAAACACUUUAAUUUCAUCUUCGCACCACCCCUCAUUCACGCGCCAUGAUCGCGCGCAUCGCGCAAUAAUUCCCGCACCUCGCGCAUUCAUAAUUUUAGCAGAGUUUUCACGCUAUCCCAUUUCUAUCGUUUCUCCCCUUUUAAAUCACAUUUCUGUCAUUCAACACAAAGUAUAUUCCAAUCAGCCAUCCAGGCGCGACUUAGGCGCGCGCCUGACACAAACAUAUGCGCCUAACUCCCCUAUCAUCAUCUUUAACUUCGCACUUUCUGCAUUUAUUCACAUCCUUCGUGUUUUUGCUUACCAUGUUGAUUUCGUUCCUGCACACCCUGAUGUGCACUAUUCUCUUUCACCUAUGCGCCUAUUGCGCCUUGAUAUACCACCCUUACAGCCCAUUCGCGCAACAUUUGCGCCUAAUUCCACGCUAUAUACAUCUCUCGCUAACACAUUUGCAGGGAAAUGGCCGUUCCUCGCGUGUUCGGCCAAUAUAAUCAAAUUCGCGCGAAAUCGCCCCAAGGUGCGCACAUCGCGCGCAUCCUAUCAGCUUGUAGGGCGCCUCUACACCCCUUACAGCGCCUCCCAUUGGCGCGCCUCUAACCUGCAACGCGUUGUGCAGGAAUUCAUUCUGCCAGUUACAAGCCCCCCCAAGCGCGCCAGCCUCGCGCAUUCCAACCCUACCUUGGGUAAAGUGUCGGCUCGCAAGAGACGCGAAGCGCGCUAG